Messenger RNA from Closterium sp. Yama58-4, 936 nucleotides. NCBI's taxonomy places the organism in Eukaryota, Viridiplantae, Streptophyta, Zygnematophyceae, Desmidiales, Closteriaceae. The record is from the annotation of a GenBank genome assembly.
AUGGCGAAAGUGGUGAACUGGCAGCAGGUGGCAAUCAUGUCAGCAGCCUUGAUCGCCACCGUUAUAAUCACUAGCCAAUGCUACACGGCUUCUUGGAAUGUCAGUCCGAGCGGACCAUCUGGCGACUGCAUUGUCACUGCCAGUGACCAGCAAGACUCCAAAAAACCCUCGAGAUUCCACAUUCAAGACUACGGCCUCCAAGGGCCCAUCCCCUGGACGUACAUCCGACCGUCCGUCCGCGAUGAGUUCACUGUCAACGGCUCGAUCCGGACCGUUGAAAAUUUCCACGGUAUGGAGAAUCGGGACUCGGGAGUGAAGCCUAUUGUCUGGCCGACCCGGGAUAUCGACCUAAGACGGCAACGGGCGGAGUCGCGAUCUCCUGAGGUUUCCGCUUACGGCGCAAAUACUACCCUUAGUUUCUACGAGGCAUUUGAUAAGUACCCAGUGAAAGGGAAAUCGGUGCUGGUGGUAGGAAGUCAAGUCCCUUGGCUUGAGGCGAUUCUCUUGGCGUAUAAAGCUGGGUCGAUCACGACCGUUGAUUUCAACAAACCGGUUGCAGAUUAUCCCGAAUUGAGGCUGUGGAGUAUUCCCGAGCUGGACGCUUCAGAUGAGACGUUUGACGUGGUAGCUUCGUAUUCGUCGCUGGAGCACGAUGGGCUGGGGAGAUAUGGCGAUCCGCUGAACCCGGAUGGGGAUCGGCUCAGAAUGAAGAAGAUAAGGGGCCUCCUGAAGCCAGGGGGGCUCUUUUUCCUGGGGCUCCCAGUGGGCAACGACACGCUGGUGUUCAAUGCGCAUCGCGUGUACGGUCCCAUCCGCAUGCCGCUGUUGCUCGAGGGUUGGAAGCUGCUGGACGUGUUUGGCGUGUCCAGUCUCGAAGCAGCUUAUAGGGAGAACCUGAGAGCAGCGCUCUUACAGCCGAUCAUGGUGCUGAGGUAG